Messenger RNA from Struthio camelus australis, 839 nucleotides. Lineage: Eukaryota; Metazoa; Chordata; Aves; Struthioniformes; Struthionidae. The record is from RefSeq and is a predicted model, not a curated record.
AUGGCCUAUGUCCGGCACCUUCCCAAAACUCCAGAGGAGAGAAAAAAACUAGUUCGAGAAUUUGAUGAGAAACAGCGUGAAGCAAAUGAAACGCUGCGGGAAAUGGAGGAAGAAUUGAAAUAUGCUCCUCUGCCUUUCCGCAACCAAAUGAUGAGCAAAAUCCGGGCUUACAGAAGAGACCUCUCCAUGUUCCAGAGAGAGAUGAGAAGUACAGAUUUGGGAUUGGGCCCUGGAAGUCAAGGAGAUAUAAAAUAUGGAAUCUUCUCCACAGAAAAUGAACAGAGUACUAAUCUGCAGUCACAGAGGGUGCUGCUUCUCCAGGGCACAGACAGCCUAAACCGAGCCACUCAGAGCAUUGAGCGCUCACACCGAAUUGCUGCCGAGACGGAUCAGAUUGGUACUGAUAUAAUUGAAGAACUUGGAGAGCAGCGAGAGCAGCUGGAACGCACCAAGAGCAGAUUGGUGAAUACAAGUGAAAACUUAAGCAAGAGUCGUAAGAUUCUGCGUACCAUGUCCAGGAGAGUAACCACAAAUAAGUUGUUGCUGUCAGUCAUCAUCAUCCUGGAACUAGCCAUCCUGGGAGGUGUGGUCUACUACAAAUUCUUUCGCAGCAGAUGAAUUUUUCAUGACUGAGAUGAGUUUUUCUCCUGCUGAGGAACUGAACGGGGUAUCUGUUCCUUUUGACUGUUUAAGGAUUGAACUGUCUCAUGCAACAGCAUGUUCAACUGAAACUGUACUAACCCUAGAAAGGCACAGAAUGGGAGUAAAAGGAAAAUGCACAGACAGAGUUGAACUACUGGUAAGAUUAAUAAGAAGGUAAUAAAUGUUUUAUUGUCUCA